AUGGGCCAGGCGAAAGCGCUUAUAUGCAAAAAGAAAGCGAUCAAAUUUCGAGAGCAUCUGCAGUCCGAAGUCACACUCUGGAAUGGUCUUCCUAUCUACAUAAAUGAGCACAUCUUCGAGCAUCGAUUUCCCUCGGAAAGCAGCAAAGUGGUCUGA
Molecule: messenger RNA, 156 nt
Organism: Plasmopara halstedii
Lineage: Eukaryota; Oomycota; Peronosporomycetes; Peronosporales; Peronosporaceae
Exons: 2
Coding region: 1-156 (51 amino acids)
Source: RefSeq, a predicted model, not a curated record